UGUUGUGAUUAUUCGCUUCAGAAACAUGUCUGCCUCCAUGGUGAGGGCGACCGUCCGAGCGGUCAGCAAGAGGAAGUUACUGGCGACCAGAGCCGCUCUCACACUGACUCCAGCAGCUGUGAACAAGAUCAGAGUGUUGCUGCAGGACAAGCCGGAAUAUAUCGGUUUGAAGGUUGGAGUGAGAACUCGUGGUUGCAAUGGACUGACGUACACACUGGAUUACACCAAGGAGAAAGCCAAGUCUGAUGAGGAAGUGCAGCAGGAUGGAGUGACGGUGUUCAUAGAGAAGAAGGCCCAGCUGACCCUCCUGGGAACUGAGAUGGACUUUGUCAAUUCAAAGCUGUCCAGUGAAUUUGUCUUCAACAAUCCUAACAUCAAGGGCACGUGUGGCUGUGGAGAGAGUUUCAACAUGUGAGCCUCCGUCCUCCAUGACCAACCCUGCUCCAAAGCUUGUCCCAUCGGAAAUAAAGACCGAGAGACUGAAUGUUGACAAGGAAGUUAGAAACGAGGAAAUCGUUUGAGAUGCGGACGUCUCCUUUCCUGCCUCCUCUCCUGCAGCCCACACACUGGUUUGAAGCCCAUGUAUGCAUAUCUACGAUCAAAGGAAGGUUUCAACACAAUAUGUGUUGUAAAAAAACACCUCAGCAUAACAGAUUUUAGUUUCAGAAACCUUUUGAUGUCAGUAUUUUAGUUCUUGGAUCUGCAUUUAAAAAUCACCCCAUAGGAGGACCUGAAAACAAGGUGUUUUUAUAUUUAGUGACUUUUUGCCAUUUCACACUUAUACGUACAUUAUUUAAUGGGUAGAUCUCAGCGUGACUUGUAUGCAGGAGGAAAUGCUCACUGAUGUGAAGAGAGAGGUUUAACUUGAUAAAUCUGAAAGGAUUAACCAUGAUACUAUUAAAGGAGACAUAUUAUGCUUUUAUAAGUUUAUCUUUCCACAAGUGUGUUCAGGCAGGAGUUAUGUAAAAGUUUUGUACACCCAGCUUACCCAACCAGGUAGAAGGAGACAAAACGCAUUUCUUACUCACUGGAGGUUGUUGACCAAUCAGAGCAGACCUGGCUUUAUCUGGAGGGGGGCCUUAAAGUGACAGAAGCUAAAAGUUUUUGAGACAGAGGCUGAAAAGAGGAGCUGCAGCAAUGGAAAGGAUGAGGACAGUGAUGGGUUCUCUCAACCUUAGAGUGUAUAGACCAUUUCAAGAAAUAAAUUUAAAUCACAAACGUAAACUUCAGCAUAAUAUGUCUCCGUUAAGUUGAACCCGAACCACCAAAAUCAGCUGUUUGAUAAACAGCUCGCUAACCACCGGCGUGAGAAGGCGAGCCACUCUUCAGUGUCUCGUCCCAGCAGAAUGCAAACAUGGAGUUUGAGUGUCUUGAAACUGCUUUUCAGUUUGUAUAGUAUUUGAAAUGUCUAAGUAUCUAUUUAUUUCUAUGUCAAGAAUGUAAAUCUCCCUUGAACCACACAAACACGCACACAAGAAAAUGUAACGCACAAAACAUGUAACCCUCAAAUACGAGGUUCCUUUUUGCUUGAAUAAAGCUUGGAACUUGUGACAGUGUAUAAUUUGCAAUAGGUCUGUAAAUAUGAAAUAAUAAAAGGCUAAAUUCUG
Messenger RNA from Platichthys flesus (European flounder), 1607 nucleotides. RefSeq names its product iron-sulfur cluster assembly 1 (gene isca1). The coding region runs from base 26 to 415 and encodes 129 amino acids. The record is from RefSeq and is a predicted model, not a curated record. Gene Ontology annotation, biological process: iron-sulfur cluster assembly. Gene Ontology annotation, molecular function: 2 iron, 2 sulfur cluster binding. The transcript has 4 exons. Gene Ontology annotation, cellular component: cytoplasm; mitochondrion. Lineage: Eukaryota; Metazoa; Chordata; Actinopteri; Pleuronectiformes; Pleuronectidae.